Molecule: messenger RNA, 1592 nt
Organism: Mya arenaria
Lineage: Eukaryota; Metazoa; Mollusca; Bivalvia; Myida; Myidae
Product: betaine--homocysteine S-methyltransferase 1-like
Exons: 10
Coding region: 297-1352 (351 amino acids)
Molecular function (GO): zinc ion binding; methyltransferase activity
Source: RefSeq, a predicted model, not a curated record
UUGUUCGGAUUAACACUUUUUUCUCUCUCGUUUUUGGAGUGCCUUCAUUAAAUUUCAUUUUGCACAGUACGAUUAGGAUUAUUUUUCUUUAAGAACAAGAUCCCUGAAGUCCGCCGCUUUACACUCUACCAUGACGAACAGAGAAGAUCGGAAGGUCGGAAGUUGAUUAUCUGCAGCGUUGCCAUACUGUAUCACAUAAUAAAUUCGACAAUAAAGAUAAGAGAAUUGGAGGAACGUGUGUAUAUGAAGGACUGUAAGUAAGGAACGACCGCUUAUUCGUGUCAACCGUCAAGUCGAUGACGUCUAAAAAAGGCUUGUUGGAGCGUCUUGCCAAUGGUGGAACGUUGGUAGUCGCGGAGGGAUAUAUUUUCGAGUUCGAGCGGCGAGGAUAUCUGCAGGCCGGAGCCUAUGUACCGGAAGUUAUUCUGGAACAUCCGGAAAUAGUCCGUCAGGUGUACGAAGAGUUUGUGCAUGCGGGAAGUGACGUUGUUCUUGCACUUACGUACUACACGCACCGGGAAAAGCUGCGAACGAUUGGGCGGGAGGGCGACCUUGAGGCUAUGAACCGCGUGGCCCUGCAGAUGGCGCGGGAGGUAGCGGACCAGCAUGACUGUCUUAUGGCCGGCAACAUUUGUAACUCGGCAGUUUACGUGGCCGGAGACCCCGAGUCACACAAGAUCACAGAGCAAAUGUUUAAGGAGCAGAUAGAGCUGGCUGUUGAGUUGGGUGCAGAUUAUAUCGUGGGGGAAACGUUUUGUUGCUAUGGCGAAUCCAUGAUGGCGCUCCGCUGUAUACAGAAGUACGGAAACGUGCCUGCGGUGAUCACCUUGUCCCUGGGGACAGGGGAUCUGAUGCUGGACGGAGUCAAGGUCAAGGACACGGUGCUAGCCCUGGAGGCUGCCGGGGCCGCCGUCGUCGGCUUCAACUGCGGUCGCGGACCAGAAACCAUGCUGCCAUUCAUACAGGAUAUCAAGCCGCUGUGUAAGGUACCAUUCGCGGCCCUGCCUGUGUGUUACCGGACUACACCCGAGCAGCCCUGUUUUCAGUCGCUCACCGUCCCCGGAACAAAUAAUCGCGCAUUUCCGCUGGAUUUGUGCGCUUGCCAGACGAGCCGUCAACAGAUUGAUGAAUUUGCACAUGCGUGCCGGAAGUUGGGCGUCCAGUACGUGGGCCUGUGCUGCGGAAACUCCGCCCAUCUAACAAGAAUCGUUGCCGAGGUGUACGAACGUACGCCGCCAGCCAGCAAGUAUACGCCAGACAUGUCCCAGCACUACAUGUUCGGGGAUAAGUCUCGCUUCCGGAAGGAGUUUACCGAGGGGCUCCGUGCCUCGAAGGGAGGCGACUUCGACUAGAUACAUUUAGAUGCUCUCUCGUUAAUGAUGGUGUGCUAAAAUUAUUGCAUCAAAUAAAAGGGUUUUGCGUGUAUACGCGUUCGCCACAAUUUAUUAUUCGAUAGUUUAGUGACGAUAUUUGAGCAUUCUCCCGUCAGAUAAUAGCUCAUUGAGCUCAUGUUUCUUCUAGACAAAUACCCGACUUUAAAUAAAGAUUCUUGUAUCGUGUAUCUUUUUGAAAAAUAAAUUUCUAUUACCUGA